AUGGGGGACGAGCGGACGCGCGCCGCCGACGCGGACGAAGGGGAGGCGCACGGAGACGUAGAUGCCGGCACAGAGGCUGCGGACAGCGGGACCGGGGGUUCGCGGAAGCGGAAACAGACGCACGGCGCGCGGAAGAAGGGCGGAGGGGAGAAGGUCCCCGCGCUGGUGAAACAAGGAGGGCGCGCAGCGGUUGUGGUGGGCGGCGGAGCAAUGGUGGCGGCCGCUGCGGGGUCCUCGCUGCUAGAAUACCAGGUGCAAGCCGUGCUGAGGGACGCGCAUGUGGACCUCGCAGCUGUGAGGCAGAGAGGGAAGGGCGUGGUGGCGGGUGUGGACGGCGCGGUGGAGAAGCUAAGAGAAACACUUAGAGCCAUGCCGGAGGGCGAGCAGGUGGCAGCGGGCGCGGCUCUGCCAUACGUGGAGGCAGUGAUGGGGGCGGAGGGGCCUGUCACAGCAGGCGCGGCUCUGCCGUACGUGGAGGCGCUGGUGGGCGCGGAAGGCCCCCAGAGGCGUGUGACAUUAGAUGCGGCUCUGCUGCCGUACGUGGAGGCGCUGGUGGGGGGGGGAGGGCUUGAGAGCCCUGUGAGGAGUCCCACACCCCCCUGCACCGUUCCACACUGCCCCACAUCGCUACAGGUGGCAGUGGGGUGCUGCUGCAGGUGGCAGCAGGCACCAAACCACACCGCACCGCACCGCUCUGCCAUACGUGGAGGCGCUGGUGGGGGCGGAGGGCUUGAGGGCCCUGUGACAGCGGACGCGGCUCUGCCGUACGUGGAGGCGCUAGUGGGGGCGGAGGGCGUGAGGAGCCUCGCCUUCACCUUCCACCGCCCGUCGCACGUGCACGUUGUCGGCAGCUUCGCCCACUGCACCGCUCAUGCUCAUUCACACCCUGCAUCGCACACACAUGCUGGUGGUGCUGGUGGUGAUGGGGGAGAGAGCGGGGAGGGCGGGGCAGCGGGUGUGGGGAGUGUGACAAGGCCGUGUACACAUGUGGACGUGGCUGUGGAGAUGCCUCAGCACUCUCCACUCUACUGCACGCGCUGUGCUGCAUCCGCUCGCACUCACCUCUUCCUCGCCCCAUCCGCCCCCCCUCCCUAUAGGCGUGGUUCCAAGGCGUGCUUCCGGGAAAAGGACAUCUUGAACCACCGCUACUUCGCCAGGCGGGCGCUGUACCUCGCCACGCUGGCACGCCACCUGGUGCAAUGCAAUUGGGUGAUAGCGGUGGAGUGGAGCACUCUGAGGGAUGACGUGUGCAAACCCAUCCUCCUUAUCAUCCCCCGGGCGUGCAAGAGCUGGCCGCUGCGUCUGCUGCCGUGCCUGUCGCCCGCCACCUUCCCCGCCCGCAAGCUCGCCCCCUCACGCAACAACGUGCGCCAAGCUGCCUCUGCUGGUGGGUCUGCCAAGCCAGGUCCGCACUGCAGGUGGGUCUGCCAAGCCACGUCCGCACUGCAGGUGGGUCUGCCAAGCCAGGUCCGCACUGCAGGUGGGUCUGCCAAGCCACGUCCGCACUGCAGGUGGGUGUGCCAAGCCACGUCCGCACUGCAGGUGGGUCUGCCAAGCCACGUCCGCACUGCAGGUGGGUCUGCCAAGCCACGUCCGCACUGCAUGUGGGCUCGUGGUCCCCCCCCAGUCCGGCCUUCCUCCCUGCCGCAUGCUCACGUGUUCACGUGUGGGCUUGCUAAGCCGCGUCUGCAGUGCAAGAUGGGGGAUACCAGGGGCGGGGGAGGGGCUUCCAUACUGCCGGGGGCGGGGGAGGGGCUUCCAUACUGCCGGGGGCGGGGGAGGGGCUUCCAUACUGCCGGGGGCGGGGGAGGGGCUUCCAUACUGCCGGGGGCGGGGGAGGGGCUUCCAUACUGCCGGGGGCGGGGGAGGGGCUUCCAUACUGCCGGGGGCGGGGGAGGGGCUUCCAUACUGCCGGGGGCGGGGGAGGGGCUUCCAUACUGCCGGGGGCGGGGGAGGGGCUUCCAUACUGCCGGGGGCGGGGGAGGGGCUUCCAUACUGCCGGGGGCGGGGGAGGGGCUUCCAUACUGCCGGGGGCGGGGGAGGGGCUUCCAUACUGCCGGGGGCGGGGGAGGGGCUUCCAUACUGCCGGGGGCGGGGGAGGGGCUUCCAUACUGCCGGGGGCGGGGGAGGGGCUUCCAUACUGCCGGGGGCGGGGGAGGGGCUUCCAUACUGCCGGGGAUACUGCCGGGGGCGGGGGAGGGGCUUCCAUACUGCCGGGGAUACUGCCGGGGGCGGGGGAGGGGCUUCCAUACUGCCGGGGAUACUGCCGGGGGCGGGGGAGGGGCUUCCAUACUCCCGGGGGCGGGGGAGGGGCUACCAUACCUGCUCACACACAGCCGCCAUUACUGCCACUUUUUCCCAACCAAGUACCAUGCGCUCUUCCCAUCCCAUCCCACACAUGGCAUGACAGGAGGCGAGCUGAUGGCAACACCACGCUACAACAUGGGUGUGCUGGAGGAUGGCACUCACACGGCCGCCCAUCACCUCGUCUCACAUGCCAUCAACCUUGUGCCCGCCCUGCCCCAUGCUCUCGUGCUGCUCAAGUGCACAUGCCAUGAGGCUGUUGCGCAUACCCCUCUCCUGCGCUCACAUUGUACGGCCGCCCAUCACCUCGUCUCGCAUGCCACAGAGCUUGUGCCUGCCCUGCCCCAUGCGCUCGUGCUGCUCAAGGUCUGGGCUCGCCAGCGGUACGGCACCAAGCGCCACAUGGCACCUGCUGAUUGGCUGAACGGUUUCCAGCUGUCUCUGCUGGCAGCACACCUGGCGUCGCCCCACAACCCCCACCGCCGCGUCAUGCCUGCCAUGUCAGCAUUCCAGAUCUUCCGAUGUGUCAUUGAUGCCAUGGUUAUGUGUGGGGCAUGA
Closterium sp. NIES-65 is the source of this 2862-nucleotide messenger RNA. Lineage: Eukaryota; Viridiplantae; Streptophyta; Zygnematophyceae; Desmidiales; Closteriaceae. The record is from the annotation of a GenBank genome assembly.